UCAGAACUGCGCAGUGCGAUGGCCUGUCAAGAAUUAUUGAACUGUAAGCUCAUGGAUGGGUUUACGGAGACAUGCUUGACGGUGCACUAAAAGCAGGGUCUAAGCUCUUACAUUUACAGCCUUAAAGCUUUUUUCUGAUCGCAGAUAAAGAGCGGGAGUGGUGGCUGGCCAGCGGUGCUGCUACUGCUGCAUGAAACACCGGCCGGUGUGUUGGCAUUUAGUAAAGACAUUUUUCUAUGAACUUGUUGCCAUAUAGUGAUUUAUUAGACUAAGUUGCUUCGGCGUGGACGUGUAAGUGUAAAAAUGAGCGCAGUGGUUUAUGUUUUAUCCACGUUUACCGGUUACGUGCUUACAUCGGCUUUACUGCUGAAGUGUCCGUCUCUUCUGCAUCGGAGAAAGAGAGAAGCCUUUCGGAGCAGACACAUCUCACACCGCGGCGGUGCUGGUGAAAACUUGGAGAACACAAUGGCGGCCUUUAGGCACGCCGUUCAACUGGGCACAGACAUGUUGGAAUUGGACUGUCACUUGACCAAGGAUGAGCAGGUGGUCGUAUUGCAUGAUUCCAACCUGAAGAGGUCGACUGGCCUUAACUCGUACAUUUCUGACGUUGCCUACGCUGAUCUUCCACCUUACCUUUGUAAGCUUGGGGUGAGUUUCAAGCGAGAAUGCUUCUGUGAAGGUGGUGAUGACAAACGCAUCCCUCUGCUGAAAGACGUGUUUGAAGCUUUCCCAAACACCCCUGUAAACAUUGACAUCAAGGUCAACAAUGACACCCUCAUCAAGAAGGUGUCCGAGAUGGUCAUCCAACACAACAGGGAGCAUCUGACCGUCUGGGGAAACUCCAGCAAUGAAAUCAUUAAGAAAUGUUACAAACAGAAUCCACGGAUCCCACUCUUAUUCAGCUUGCACAGAGUGCUGUUGUUAUUGGGUCUUUUCUACACAGGGCUUUUGCCUUUUGUCCCACUCAAAGAGCAGUUCCUGGAGAUCCCCAUGCCUUCAAUCAUUUCUAAACUCAGAGACCCUGAUCGUCAGACACGGAGUCAACGGUUCAUAACAUGGCUGGCAGACACGCUUCUCAUGAGAAAAGCUCUAUUUGAUCAUCUGACAGACAGAGGAAUACAGGUAUAUGUCUGGGUGUUGAACGAUGAGGAGGACUUUAAACGUGCAUUUGACCUUGGGGCCACAGGGAUUAUGACAGACUAUCCCACCAAGCUGAAGGCGUUCAUGGAGAAAAAACAAUUAUGCCACCAAACUUAAAUAAGACAUGUCGAUCAGAGUAAACAAUCAGUAUGCUUUUUCACAGAUCUUUGGACUAUUUGGUUCAGAAAAGGCAUCUUAAUUACCCAACAUUUUAAUGUGUAUGUCCAUGAAUGUAGAAUUGGCAGCUAUCAGUUCUGCUUACUUUAGAGCCAUUUUAUAGCAAAUCCGAUAUCAUUGCUUUAACGUAUCCAUAGCAAUACACAUUAUCCAUAGUAAAGCCGGAGGAUUCAUGAGAGGCUAUUGCUGUGAUGCAUUAUACGUGGUUUUAGGGUGCUGUUGUGAUUGUCGUGAUAUUUCUGUGAAGUUUACAUGUGAAUGGUUUUAACAUGGGCACAUAUCAUACAGUACAUUAUUAACUGAUAGUGGAUUUUCCCAUUACAAUGUGAGGAUGUGAAUCCUAAUUGUAAUAGCUGUUUCCUCAUUUGCAUCAGUUUCUGUGGUAACACUGAACUCACUAAAGAGCUUCAAGCUUUACUGAUGUUUUUCCAAGGUACUGAAAAUAAAAACUAGUUUAAAUGAAUAUUCUAGGUUCAAUGCAAAUAAAGCUCAAUCGACAGCAUUUGUGUCAUUUUCUUGAUUACCACAAAAAUUUAUUUUGACCUGUCCCUCCUUUUCUUUAAAAAAAGAUUAAAUCUGGGUUACACUGAGACACUUACAAUGAAGUCAAUGGGGCCAGUCCGUAAACAUUAAAAUACUAAUUUCCACAAGACAUAAACAAUAUGUGUGUGUUAACAUGAUUUUAGUGCAAUAAAAUCACUUACCCUUUCCGUGUAACGUUAUUGCCAAUUUUACAACUCCAUUACCAUGAUGACUGUAAACUUAUUAUUUAAACAACUUUACAGCUCAAGUUUUAAGAGAAUAAUUAAUGUAAGUGCUUUUCUAAAAUUAUAAGCUUCAAAUAUCUGCCUUUAAACCCUACAAAAAUUGACUAACAUUCACUUCCAUUUUAAGUGCCUCACUGUAAGCUUGAUUCUUUUUUAAAGAAAAAAAAACAGAGUGAGUCACAAUUAAAUUUUGUUAAUUGAGCUUGACUUGUAUUGAAACCAGAAUAUUCCUUUAAAGGUAUAUUAUGGGAUCAUUGAAAGACCAAUACUCAAGAGUAUAUUAGAGCUGGUUUUGUAUGUUUAUUGCUAUACUCUGUGGUUUGAUUGAUUACCUGAUUAUAUAUAUAUAUAUAUACACACACACACAGCUCUGGAUAAAAUAAAGAGACCACUGCAAAAUUACCCUUUUCUAUUUCUAACUAUUUAUAGGUAUAUGUUUGAGUAAAAUU
Molecule: messenger RNA, 2533 nt
Organism: Xyrauchen texanus (razorback sucker)
Lineage: Eukaryota; Metazoa; Chordata; Actinopteri; Cypriniformes; Catostomidae
Product: lysophospholipase D GDPD1-like
Exons: 10
Coding region: 304-1257 (317 amino acids)
Biological process (GO): N-acylethanolamine metabolic process; glycerophospholipid catabolic process
Cellular component (GO): endoplasmic reticulum membrane
Molecular function (GO): phosphoric diester hydrolase activity; phosphatidylcholine lysophospholipase A1 activity
Source: RefSeq, a predicted model, not a curated record